Tachysurus fulvidraco (yellow catfish) is the source of this 3189-nucleotide messenger RNA. RefSeq names its product glycine receptor, beta a (gene glrba). The record is from RefSeq and is a predicted model, not a curated record. Gene Ontology annotation, molecular function: extracellularly glycine-gated chloride channel activity; transmembrane signaling receptor activity; neurotransmitter receptor activity. Bases 471 to 2000 code for a protein of 509 amino acids. Gene Ontology annotation, biological process: regulation of membrane potential; chemical synaptic transmission; chloride transmembrane transport. Lineage: Eukaryota; Metazoa; Chordata; Actinopteri; Siluriformes; Bagridae. Gene Ontology annotation, cellular component: postsynaptic membrane; synapse; neuron projection. The transcript has 11 exons.
ACUACUUUCGCGUGCAAUUCGGUUUCAAUUAUUCGGUACUUCUUCGGUUCCCUUUUUAAUUUUUUUUUUUGCCUUAGUCGUUUUUUUUUUUCGCGGGAAAAAAAUGGCGCUCUCUCGCGCCGGCACGGGACGCUGUAUAUCGAAGUGUGCGUGCGUCACUGCUGUGCACGCGGAAUCCCAUACGUCCCGUUUCUGUCUCCUUUUACCGGACACACACGCGCGCGCAUCUCUCUCUCUCCCUCUCUCUCUCUCUCUCUCUCUCUCUCUCUCUCUCUCUCUCUCUCUCACACACACACACAAACACACACACACACACACACACACACACACACACACAUGCAAGACGGGAUAGAGAUGGACUAUGACAGCUACAGGGUGUUAUAACCAGACGCUGGUGUGUGAGUGAGCGUGGAUUUAUAUAUAUAUAUAUAUAUACAUAUAUAAACCUACAUAUCUCUUGGCCGGACUUCAUGAGAUGCAGGUGUUCAGUCAUGGACCUGAGGUCGUUGUUCUUGCUGCUGCUGCUGGUGCAGUUUUCUGCUGAAGGCGCGGCAAAAGAAGGAGGCAAACCCAAGAAAGGAAAGAAAGGCAAAAAACCAGUCGUCUGUCCUUCUCAACUGUCCGCAGAAGACCUCGACCGAGUUCCUGCCAAUUCAACCAGCAACAUUCUCAACCGUCUGCUAGUGACGUACGACUCCCGAAUCCGUCCCAACUUCAAAGGUAUUCCAGUAGAGGAUAAGGUGAAUAUUUUCAUCAACAGCUUUGGCUCAAUACAAGAGACCACAAUGGAUUACCGCUUGAACAUUUUCCUCCGGCAGCGCUGGAAUGACCCGAGGUUACGCUUGCCGACAGACUUCAAGUCGGACGCGCUGACGGUGGACCCCAAAAUGUUCCAGUGCCUGUGGAAGCCCGAUCUGUUCUUUGCCAAUGAGAAGAAUGCCAACUUCCAUGAUGUGACGCAGGAGAACAUCCUGCUGUUCAUCUUCCGCAAUGGCGACGUGCUCAUUAGCAUGAGGUUAUCAGUGACUCUGUCAUGUCCUCUGGAUCUCACUCUGUUUCCCAUGGACACACAACUUUGCAAGAUGCAACUAGAGAGCUACGGCUACACCACAAAGGACCUGGUGUUCAUGUGGCAGUCUGGUGACCCAGUUCAGAUGGACGAGAUUGCUCUGCCUCAGUUUGAUGUCAAACAAGAAGACAUCGCUUACAGGAACUGCACCAAAUUCUACUCUGGAACAGGAUAUUACACGUGUGUGGAGGUGAUAUUCACUCUCAGGAGACAGGUGGGCUUCUACUUGAUGGGGUUCUAUGCUCCCACGCUCCUCAUCGUGGUCCUCUCAUGGCUGUCUUUCUGGAUUAACCCCGAUGCCAGCGCAGCCCGCGUCCCUUUAGGUAUUCUGUCUGUCCUAUCUCUCACUUCUGAAUGCACAUCUCUGGCAUCUGAGCUGCCGAAGGUCUCCUACGUGAAGGCCAUCGAUGUCUGGAUGAUCGCCUGCCUGCUCUUCGGCUUUGGCUCUCUGGUGGAGUACGCCGUGGUUCAGGUGAUGCUGAACAGUCCCAAACAGAUCGAGGCGGAGAAGGCGAAGAUGGCGGAGAAGGAGAAGGAGAAAGAGAAAGAGAAAGAGAAAGAAGGGAAGACAGCGUCCAAGGCCAACUCCAUCAACGGCACCGGAGGAACCCCGAUUCAUGUCAACACACUGCAGGUGGUUGAAACCCGUUGUAAGAAAGUCUGCACGUCCAAGUCGGACCUGCGCUCUAACGACUUCAGUAUCGUUGGAUCUCUGCCACGUGACUUUGAGCUCUCCAACUUUGACUGCUACGGGAAGCCCAUCGAGUCCUCGAACGUGUUGCUGAAAUCGCAGAACAAGAAUGCUAAGAAGCCAGCGCCCCCAAAACCCGUCAUCCCGUCCGCCGCCAAACGUGUCGACCUGUAUGCUCGCGCCCUCUUCCCUUUCUCCUUCCUCUUUUUUAACGUCAUCUACUGGUCCACUUACCUGUGAAGAGCUAUGGGUGUGUGUGUGUGUGUGUGUGUGUGUGUGUGUGUGUGUGUGUGUGUGUGUGUGUGUGUGUGUGUGUGUGAUAUUGAGCAUGCGUAACUGCCAAGAUAUGGUUUCCAGCUUGUACCAAGUACAAUGUCUGCUAAAUGCUGUAAAUAUUUGAGGUUCUAUUUAAUGUGGCAAAAAACAUCAUCUCCAAAUGAGAUUCGUGUGAUACCAAAAACCACAGAUAAACAGUUUAACCUCCCAAACCGAUCACAGAAAAAAGCUGUGCAGUCGGGAGCUGCUUGCUGGCAGUGGCAACUCGGACACGAAUGCUGGAUUUGUGCAGGGGAUACUCCAAAUAAUUCAUUCAAAAAAAGUCAUUUUCAAUAAAAAUUUAUUUACAUAUCAGUUUCCUAACUUCCACAUGACCGUCCUUUCAUCCCUUCAUCCUGAAAGAGAACAUUAACCAUCACAAAACGUUCUCCACUUGUAUAUACACACACACACACACACACACAGUACAUUAUUAUAUACAUUAUACUGUGCAUUAUAUUUGUACAUGCAGCAAAUUUUAUUAAAGAGCAUAUUGAAGAGCUAGAUUUAAAAAUAAAUUCACAUUUAAGUUAAACAAAAUGGAUAUUUAUAUCAUAGAAAUAUAUAUGGAUAUGAUAACUAACUAGACAAAUCAUCAGUUAUUUUCAUUUAUUUUUUUAAAAACAUACAGAAAAGGGUUUAUUAUAGUACUUGAAGAUAUUUUUUAGCAGAAUUUAACAUCCAGUCAGCUCCAAAUGGUUCGUCAUAUCAUGGUAAAAAUCAAUCCAGCUUCAACGGCGGUCAUUUGUGGCACUAAAUGAAAAAAAAAAAGAAGUGUUUACUUAAUUACAGUGUUGUUUCGAGUGCAUGAGUGGAAAGCCCAGACUUAUUUCUACCCUGCUUCACUGCAUCAAGAUGAUCAGACAUGUGUGUGUGUGUUUGUGUAUGUGUGGACCCUUAUUUUUUGCACCUGUACACUGACCCAAAUCUAUUCUAAACUAUGUUACCCCAUAUACUAUACUGCAGACUGGGCAUUUCUCUAACGUAUUAUUAUCUCAAGGUUUUUGCUGCUAAGCCAGUUAUGUUCUGCAUGUUCCCACAAGGCCGUGUGUGUCAGACAAGUGUGUAUAAAAGGCAGAUGCUGUUACAUUAAAGAGCUUCGUUUAUCAACGUG